AUGGACUCGACGCAAGGAUGCGCUCAACAUCUGUACAAGCCAUCGCGAGAGCACGCCGCUUCGGUGGACCAGCUCAUUCGUCGUUUCGGAGCCGUCCCGUUUGUGCACACCAAUGUCCCGCAGGCGCUAUUGAGCUUCGGAUGCUCUAAUCCGAUCUACGGUAAAUUUUUUGUCACAGCAUUAUCAUUCGAAUUGGGUCUCGUCUGGAAGAUUUUUGUAGAGCAAAUUUUAAGUGUCAAAUCGAAUGUGUCGAUCGAAUUCGAGGGCGACCCUUUGGGCCAGCAGCUCCUCUUCUGCGAAGAUGCCUACAAGAACUUGCGAGACGACACCGAAUCGGAUAAGAUGUUGAAUGAGACGCAAGUCGCCGAAUUGCACAACUACUGUGACUCUUUUCUUCCGAAGUUCAAGCAUUGUUUCGAGCGCGACGUCUACGAGCACAUCAGAGACACGUGCCAAGUAAAAAAUCGUAUCGAGAUACCGCUGGAGUUCUGCGUCGACAUCAUUCGACAAUUCCCGAUGGACAUUGCGCUCUGCGGCGGGGUCCAUCGAAUGGAUUUGCGAGAAGUGUCGGAACAAAAGAAAUGCGAGCUCGUCGAGAGCCGCUAUGAAUGCGUCGUCGAAUAUUUUAAAGGACGAUGCGGCGAUCAGCGAGUUGAAGCCGAUCUGAAGAAGGGCGCUGACGGAUACAUCGGUCAGCAUUUCAAGUGCAAUCAGCCGACGACGAGUUAA
This is a messenger RNA of Caenorhabditis bovis, 729 nucleotides long. NCBI's taxonomy places the organism in Eukaryota, Metazoa, Nematoda, Chromadorea, Rhabditida, Rhabditidae. The record is from the annotation of a GenBank genome assembly.